CAGGCAGUCUGUGGUUCGUUGAUCGACGGGUGACUUGACACUUGUUUAUCAAUCGAUACGCAAUAACUUCCAAACAAAGUGAAAUUGUUGAGUAUUUGUUAGUCUUUUCAUCGCAAGGAACAAUAGCGGACUGUGCGGAACAAAAUCGAACUUCAAAAUGGCAAACACGCUCGGUGUUUGCCUCAUCGCGCUAUCACUCUUUUGUUGUACAAAUUUGUCGUUAGCGCGACAAGUACCAAAGGAUUGCACCAGAGGGCCGACGUAUUGGUGUCAGAGUCUUAAGAAGGCGGCGGAGUGCGGCGCCGUCGGGCACUGCAUAUCCACCGUGUGGGAGACGCAGGCCGAGGAGAUCCGCAGCAACGACGUGUCCGACAGGUUCGUCCGGCUCUUCAGACAACUGAAAGAUGUCAAGGACCUCAUCAACCCGGAGUAUCUGGGCAACCGCGUGGGCUCCGCCUGCCGCGACCUGCCCUACCAAGUGGUGCGCCAGCACUGCAAGGACAACACGGCCAAGCUGGACGAGUACCUGUCGCACCUGCUGCUGUCCGAGGCCACGCCGGAGACCAUGUGCCGGGUUGUAGGCCUGUGCAACAAUCAGAAGUUGGACAACAUCUUGGCUUUGAGCAGCAAAACCAAAAAGCCUUUGGAUCAAAACCCCAAGAAAGCAAACACUGUAAAGGUACCACUCCUGGGGUCUGAGCGUUGCACGUGGGGGCCUUCCUAUUGGUGCAGCAACUUCAGCACGGGCCGCGAAUGCAAGGCGACAUCGCAUUGCGUGCAGAAGGUGUGGUCGAAGAUGGAGUUCCCUGAAGACAAGGACGACAUCUGCAAGAUCUGCACCGACAUGGUGCAGCAGGCGCGGGACCAGCUCCUCAGCAACGAGACGCAGACGGAACUGAAAGAAGUAUUCGACGGUUCCUGCAAGUUGAUCCCGGUGAAGAUAGUGGCUAAAGAAUGUAUGAAGUUGGCUGAUGACUUCGUACCCGAGUUGGUGGAGACCCUCGCCUCGCAGAUGAACCCGCAGCAAGUGUGCUCCGUCGCUGGGCUCUGCAACAACGCACGCAUCGACCAGCUGCUCGAUAAAUACAGUGCCCGGCUAGCGCUGCGCGAGGACUGCUACAACUGCCACCGCACGGUGGGCGUGCUGCGCAAGAAGUUCGACGCCACCAGCUACGAAGACUUCCUCGUCGGAUUGCUGCAGAUGUGCGGACGCAUGGGCUCUCUAUCGGACUCGUGCUCGAUGAUAAUGUUCAGCUACUACGAGAACAUUGUAGCAGCUCUCAAGAAGGACCUCACGGCUAAGAGCGUGUGCCACCUGAGCGGGCAGUGCGCCUUCCAGUUCCACACCCAUGACGAGUUCACCUUCCCCGAGGUUGACGCCCAGCAACUCAAGGCUACUGAUGACGUACCGUGUCAAUUCUGCGAGAAACUGGUGGUUCACCUUCGCGAUGUUUUGGUCGCCAACACUACUGAGAUGCAGUUCCAAAAGAUUCUAAAAGGUCUGUGCAAACAAACCGGUCACUUCAAGGACGAGUGCCUCCACAUAGUGGACCAGUACUAUGCCGUCUUCUACAACUACCUGGUGUCGGACUUGAAACCCGCUGAGAUCUGCUCCAUGAUGGGCAUCUGCACCAACAAGACUAACGAGGACGUGAACAUCGCGCCCCUGAUCCCUAAGGAGCUGGCUGUCAAAAUCGCGCCGUCUUCUAAACUGAUUGGUGCUGAGGAGGCUAAGGUGGCAGAUGUCCCCAUCGUACCGGUGGUACCGAAAGAAUUGUCCAUAAAGGUCAUGCCGGUAUCCAAACCCGUCGAAACUGAAGAACCGAAGAUCGCCCGAGUCCCAAUCCAGAAGCAAACAAGCGUGCGCAUCUUGGGCUCAGAAUCCACCACAGAGACCGUGCCCCUGCCGCCUCUGCCCAUCGAGCGCAUGUUCGUGGCGGCGCCACAGAGCAAGGCCGCCUGCUCCUUCUGCCAGUACUUCCUGCACUACAUACAGGUCGAGCUCUCAGACACCAACAACGAGGACAAGAUAAAAGAAGCGGUGGAGAAGGCGUGCGACCGCCUGCCGCAGUCGGUCGACGCCGAGUGUAAGCAAUUCGUGACGGAGUACGGGCCCGCCGUCAUCGCGCUGCUCGUGCAGCAGAUUGACCCUGCCAGCGUAUGCCCCGCCCUGCGCCUGUGCCCGACGACGACGGAGGUGCGCCGCGUGGCCAUCAACGCAGGCUCCUCCAACUGCCCGCUGUGCCUGUUCGCCGUCGAACAACUCGAGACCAUGCUCAAGAACAACCGCAGCGAGAACUCAAUCCGCAAAGCUCUAGACGGCCUCUGCAACCAUUUGUCAACCAAACUCCGAACUCAAUGCGUAGAUUUCUGCGACCAGUACUCCAACCAACUUGUAGAGAUGUUGGUUGCCAAUAUGAACGCACAAGAAAUAUGCGUGUUCCUCAAACUGUGCAAGGACGAUACCGCCAGUAGCAACCCGUUGGGACUGGCCCACCCAGACAUUGAUAAGUACCACAAUAACCCGCAGUUGAGAGGUGAUAGGAACAACAUUAGGAAACCAAUGUUGCCAAAACAUAUGCUGGUCGGAGGCGGCGAUAUCGAGACGAAUGAGAUCCCCGACAACACGGUGGGCGGCCGCCCCGUGCGUCCCGAGGCCGCGCCCAACACCGUCUGCGUCAUCUGCGAGUUUGUCUUGAAGGAGAUUGACGACGAAAUCAAGGACAAGCACAAUGACGACGAAAUCAAGAAAAUAGUGCACGGCGUGUGCAAGCGCAUGCCCAAGUCCGUCAAGUCGGAGUGCGACCAGUUCGUGGAGAAGUAUGCCGACCUGGUGAUCAGCUUGCUUGCGCAGGAGUUGAGCCCCGACGAGGUGUGCCAGGAGCUCAAACUGUGUCCCAGUGGUGGCAGCUUGGAUGAAGCGAGGGAAGAGAUCCUCGACUGCGCGGUGUGCGAGACGGUGAUCAUGGCGGUGAAGAAGGUGCUGAGCAACGACAAGGUGGACCGCAACAUCGUGCACAUCGUGGAGAAGUCCUGCGGCCUGCUGCCCGCUAAAUACUCCAACAGGUGCCACACAAUGAUGGAGAUCUACGGCGACAGCGUGAUCCACCUAAUCGAACAGUACGGCACCAAGGGCGUCUGUCAGAAGAUCGGCCUCUGCGCCGACCGCCAGGCCGCCUACGUGCGCAUGCAGCGGGAUCGUAACUAGAUAUGCUGCAUCAUCAAGGGUGUAGUUACUUCAUAUGCGUAAUCUCCAUAAAAAUAUGUAUAAUAUUUACUUAAGUCAUGAUUUUUUACCAAAUCCAUGUAGUCAUAAGUUUCGGUUUGUUGUAACAAAAAUAUUGUGACUAUUUUCGAGUUGGAUCGAGGUCCAGCUGAGAUUAUGGAAACCCUUCUGCUUGCUUCCAUCUGGUUCCCUUCAUCUGUAUACUUCAAACGGAUGAGUUUAAAAAAAUAUAUGAAUUGGGAAGUGUAUUUUUGUAAGAGAUUAUUAGGCGUGAAAAGAAGUGUACUUAUGCGUUCGCAAUGCAGAAUAGUCACAGUGCAGUUUUGUUUGUCUUAUAGUGUAAGGGUUUGUAUAGAUUAUGUUUUACGUAACUUCAUCUUAACUUCAAGGUAAUAUGGAAUCUACCUUUCAUUUUUGAUUCGCAACGAAAUCAAUAGUUAACACGCGUUAGCCUGUGAUAACUCAUUUGUAAACUGUUUCUAUAAAAUAAAGUUGGGAAAUUAUU
Pectinophora gossypiella (pink bollworm) is the source of this 3731-nucleotide messenger RNA. RefSeq lists its product as uncharacterized. Lineage: Eukaryota; Metazoa; Arthropoda; Insecta; Lepidoptera; Gelechiidae. Gene Ontology annotation, cellular component: lysosome. The record is from RefSeq and is a predicted model, not a curated record. The transcript has 22 exons. Bases 158 to 3208 code for a protein of 1016 amino acids. Gene Ontology annotation, biological process: sphingolipid metabolic process.